CCGCGGGGUAACCUGACAGUCCCUCAUCAAUGUCCGCUUACAUUAGCUCACGCGAAACCGUUCAACGCCGAAGAGAGAUGUAAAGGAUGAAUUAUGCGCUCGACCGUGUUACAGCUGAAGAACUCGCGAAUUCUCGAACCUGUUCACCGUGCAUGUGCGAAAGAAUAUCGUCUAGUGAUCGUUGACGACGAUGAUGCAGUGUUUAAUUCGGAAAACAUCAUCGCGCAUCAAGUGCUGUACAGUGCGUGAAGAUACAGCGUUUCCGGAACUGAGUGCGCGUGAAUAAACGAGCAUCAUGACGACCAAGUGUUGCGACGAAGAGAACAAAAGCCUUUGGGCAUUCUGGUACUUCUGGCUGGGGUUCGCGGGUGCAGUCAUCAUGCUCCUAACUCUACUCAUCUGUGCGUCAUUGCUAUGGUAUAAGAAGCAUCAUUCGUCGUCGACGAGGGAACUAGCUCGACGUAACGUUCCUUGCGAAACGAUCAUACGGAUCCAAAACCUGAGAAUUCCCAUCAACAGCCAUCAUCGUCACGGUGAUAAUAUUAAUAACUCGUCUGAUGUAACGCAAAACGUUUGCGAACAAGGAUACAUCACGACCAGAACAGAAAGACCCGGAGGAAUCAUUCGUCCCAGUGUGCAAGGAAAGUUCGAAUGGUACCCGACCGAGAAGCAAACGAAAGGUACGGGAACUUCUAGCGCCAAAACCUUGAGGGGCAUGAGUCCUCUUAGUCCUGCGUAUCCUCCGAUUAAUCCCAUGCAAUUGACGCGAGUUCCGGCUACUGAAGUCUGUACUCAUCGGAGAUACAACGAUGACUACACGGAAAUCGUGCUUCCUCCGGGAUACAUCAUCACACAGGAGAAACCCCGCAUGAUACCCGAAGAAUGAGCGAUUUUCAAUCAAUAUUAAUAAGUUUCCUGUGCCAAUAAAGAUCAUCCCGAAAAUAUUGAGAGCUCGCGCGCGGCCGUGAAAGUGAUGCACACCAACGGAAAUUCUCAUGCGAUUUAUUUUUGUCGUCGGAGUAUCAAAUCAAUGCUUGAGUGAUGAACGGGUGAAUUUUUUAUGAAAAUUUGGAAAUGUAUACAAAAUUGCUUUUAUUUGUCGCU
Notodromas monacha is the source of this 1104-nucleotide messenger RNA. NCBI's taxonomy places the organism in Eukaryota, Metazoa, Arthropoda, Ostracoda, Podocopida, Cyprididae. The record is from the annotation of a GenBank genome assembly.